AUGUCAGCCUCCAAUAUCACCUCAACCCAUCCAGAUGCCUUCUUGUUGGUAGGAAUUCCUGGUUUGGAGCAUCUGCACAUCUGGAUCUCCAUUCCCUUUUGCUCAGCCUAUACACUGGCAAUGUUUGGAAACUGCACCCUUUUGUUCAUUAUCCGGGCUGAUACAGCCCUCCAUGAGCCCAUGUACCUCUUCCUGGCCAUGCUGGCAGCCAUUGAUCUUCUCCUUUCCUCUUCAGCACUGCCUAAAAUGCUUGCCAUAUUUUGGUUCAGAGAUCAGGAGAUCAACUUCUAUGCUUGUCUCGCCCAGUUGUUCUUUCUGCACUCCUUCUCCAUCAUGGAGUCAGCAGUGCUGCUGGCCAUGGCUUUUGAUCGCUAUGUGGCCAUCUGCAAGCCACUGCACUACACCACGGUCCUAACUGGGUCCCUUAUCACAAAGAUUGGCAUGGCUGUUGUGUCCCGGGCUGUGACACUAAUGAUUCCACUUCCCCUUUUGCUCAGGCACUUCCACUACUGCCGAGGCCCAGUGAUUGCUCACUGCUACUGUGAACACAUGGCUGUGGUAAGGGCAGCGUGUGGAGACACCCGCUUUAACAAUAUCUAUGGCAUUGCUGUAGCCAUGUUUAUUGGAGGGUUGGAUCUGUUCUUUAUUAGCCUAUCUUAUAUCUUUAUUCUUCAUUCAGUCCUGCAACUUGCCUCUCAGGAAGCCCGUUACAAGGCAUUUGGGACAUGUGUGUCUCACAUAGGUGCCAUCUUAGCCUUCUACACACCUGCAGUCAUCUCCUCAGUCAUGCACCGUGUGGCCCACCGGGCUGCCCCACAUGUUCACAUACUCCUUGCCAAUUUCUAUCUUCUCUUCCCACCCAUGGUCAAUCCCAUCAUCUAUGGCGUCAAGACCAAGCAGAUUCGUGAUCGAGUCACAGGACUAUUCCUGAGAAAGAAUGUAUAA
Messenger RNA from Carlito syrichta (Philippine tarsier), 945 nucleotides. Its product is annotated as olfactory receptor 52K2-like. Gene Ontology annotation, biological process: G protein-coupled receptor signaling pathway. The transcript has a single exon. Gene Ontology annotation, molecular function: olfactory receptor activity; G protein-coupled receptor activity. The record is from RefSeq and is a predicted model, not a curated record. Gene Ontology annotation, cellular component: membrane. Bases 1 to 945 code for a protein of 314 amino acids. NCBI's taxonomy places the organism in Eukaryota, Metazoa, Chordata, Mammalia, Primates, Tarsiidae.